Drosophila kikkawai is the source of this 600-nucleotide messenger RNA. RefSeq lists its product as uncharacterized. NCBI's taxonomy places the organism in Eukaryota, Metazoa, Arthropoda, Insecta, Diptera, Drosophilidae. The record is from RefSeq and is a predicted model, not a curated record.
AUGGAUAUUUUUUUAUAUAAUUUUUUUGUAAAAAUGAUCAUUUCGGGUCUGCUGCUUCUCGGAUGUUGCUUUGUGUGGCCUGGCAUGCAUGCCCAGUUGGUCUACAAGCUGGUGAAAAUUGACUGCCAGGGAAAUUCGGCCAGGGUCAACAAUAUCUCCUGCCACGUGAAAGCUAUCAAUUGGAAUAUGGCGGUCGUGAACAUGGACUGCUUCUUGAUUGUGCCUCUACGGAAAGCGGUUCUUCAAGUGCAGGUAUUCAAGAAGGACUAUUCCAACCAGUACAAGCCAUUUCUGGUUGAUGUCAGCAUCAAUAUGUGCGAGAUUAUCGAGCGAAGGAGCUACAUACCCUAUGGAGUCAUAAUCUGGAAGUUACUGAAGCAAUAUACCAAUGCUAAUCACUCCUGUCCCUUCUCGGGCCAGAUGACCGCUCGGAAUGGUUACCUGGACACCAGUCUGGUUCCACCUUUUCCCCAGGGCUUCUACCUAAUCAGCAUCUCAUUUACGGACAUGAAUUCCAGCCACAGCGAGUACGUGGGCACUGCCAAGUUCUACAUUCAAGCCAUGGACCAGAUUAGGACCAAGAAGAGACCCAAAACCUAA